AUUUUGAUCAGAUAUUAGAAAGCCCUAUUAAUUUUAUUUAUUUUUCCGCCGCCGCCAUCUCCAUUUCCAUCUUCGUCGGUUUUUUUUUUUUUUACUGUUUCUUCUUCGUCUUUCUCGAGCUCCGGCCACGCGCUCGUGUCAGUGAGUGUCGCGGUUUGGCGCCGUAAACGACUAGUCCGAGCAACCGAGGGGUUUGAUAAUCAUUCAAAGGCUGACAAUGGCGACUCAGCGAGAAGGGGAAGCGUCUCAGGAAACUACAACUACUCCGCCGGCUAGCCUGUCGGAAUUGGUGCAGGAAAGAUAUCGGAAAAUCAAGGAGCACGCUGAAACGUAUCCUUAUGUAUGGGGGUCUUACACGCUUGUUUAUGGCGGUUUGGCACUUUGGACUAUUUACAGAUGGAGGAAACUUCGUAAGACUGAGGAUCGAGUGCGAGCCCUUCAAGAAAGACUCCGGAAGCUUGUCGAAAAUGAAGAAGCAGCAAACUCUGGUACAUCUGUUAAAAAGGCUCCAACCUCUGAUGAUAAAGUUCCCAAGUAGUUAUACGUUAAAAGUUUAGUUUCCCUUUUUAUGUAGGAAAAAGAAAGUUCACAUUCAGUUUGAGAAUGCAUUAUUAAGGUUUUUGAUGAACUAGCUAGUAUUGAUGAAGAUAAUGUAUGAAUUUUGGGAGAAAAAAAAUGAACAUUAAUUCUAUUCUUUACAUUAUUUUUCUUACAA
Messenger RNA from Gossypium arboreum, 715 nucleotides. RefSeq lists its product as uncharacterized. NCBI's taxonomy places the organism in Eukaryota, Viridiplantae, Streptophyta, Magnoliopsida, Malvales, Malvaceae. The coding region runs from base 218 to 538 and encodes 106 amino acids. The transcript has 2 exons. The record is from RefSeq and is a predicted model, not a curated record.